AUGAACCAUAUCACUGCUAGCUAAGCAUAAUCGACAUCUAGCUACUCCGUACCUUCUCCUCCACUGUCCAUUGUCAUCGUCCUCACUUCUCAACAUUAAAUACUCAUCAUGGGCGUUUUCACUUUCUCCGAAGAGAACAUCUCCGCCGUUGCCCCUGCCACGCUUUACAAGGCUCUGGUCUUUGACGGCGACAAUCUCAUCCCCAAGGUUGUUGACGCCGUCCAGAGUGUCGAGAUUCUCGAAGGAACCGGUGCCCCUGGAACCAUCAAGAAGAUCAACUACCUCGAAGGAGGACAAUUGCACUAUGCGAAGCACAAGGUAGAAGCCGUGGACAAGGACAACUUCGUAUACAAUUAUACCUUGGUAGAGAGCGACACUUUCCCUGAGACAUUGGACAAGAUCGUCGUUGAGACCAAGUUGACGGCUGCCCCUAAUGGCGGAUCCGUCGUUAAGGUGACCGUUAAUUACGUGACAAAGGGAGAUGCCAAGCCUAGCGAAGAAGAGCUCAAGAUUGGGAAGCAGAAGGGAGAUGGACUUUUCAAGGCUGUGGAGGCUUAUGUGUUGCACAAGGUGGAAGCGGUGGACAAGGACAACUUCGUAUACAAUUACACCUUAGUGGAGAGCGACACUUUCCCUGAGACAUUGGAUAAGAUCGCCGUUGAGACCAAGUUGGCGGUCGCUCCUAAUGGUGGCUCCGUCGUUAGGGUGACCGUUAAUUACGUGACAAAGGGAGAUGCAAAGCCGAGCGAAGAAGAACUCAAGAUUGGGAAGCAGAAGGGAGAUGGACUGUUCAAGGCCAUUGAGGCUUACCUCUUGGCCAAUCCCUCUUACAACUGAAUAUUAUUAGAUAGGAAUAAUAUGAUAAUCCCUAUAUAUAAUAUCUAUUAAUUCCUCCUUCACUAAUAAGAGGUUCCAUUUAAGGAAGUUUAUGAGUUUGUCGUCAAUUCAUUAGGUUUCUUUUUCUUAUGGUCCUUGUGUGCGUCUUUUGUAAUGGCUGCAAAUUGAUAUAUCCUUUGUGGUCCUUUUUUCUUCCGAAAUACAAAAUGUUUUUUUUUUUUUUUGGAAUUUUGAGGGAGAGCUGCUUUGGUGUGUC
Molecule: messenger RNA, 1093 nt
Organism: Prosopis cineraria
Lineage: Eukaryota; Viridiplantae; Streptophyta; Magnoliopsida; Fabales; Fabaceae
Product: class-10 pathogenesis-related protein 1-like
Exons: 3
Coding region: 109-837 (242 amino acids)
Biological process (GO): defense response; abscisic acid-activated signaling pathway
Cellular component (GO): nucleus; cytoplasm
Molecular function (GO): abscisic acid binding; signaling receptor activity; protein phosphatase inhibitor activity
Source: RefSeq, a predicted model, not a curated record